Messenger RNA from Elephantulus edwardii (Cape elephant shrew), 3957 nucleotides. RefSeq names its product family with sequence similarity 205, member A (gene FAM205A). The record is from RefSeq and is a predicted model, not a curated record. The coding region runs from base 1 to 3957 and encodes 1318 amino acids. NCBI's taxonomy places the organism in Eukaryota, Metazoa, Chordata, Mammalia, Macroscelidea, Macroscelididae. The transcript has 3 exons.
AUGCCACACCUGUCCUUUGGGGCCACCAAGAUUUCUGUGAGAGAUGGAUCUGCAGCCGUGGAAAACCAGAGACCGAGCGACAUCGAAGAGUCCGGUACAGGGCUAGAGAGAGAACAAGAAGAGGGAGAAAGGCAAAGUGGCAGACCCCCAAAGGGAGGCCCAAGACUUCCAGGCCUAGGACAGGGCAGGGCCAACCCCCCAACCCCCAUCAGCAGUGAUCGCUGUGUUUCCCUUCCCAGCCAGGAAUGGCUUCCUCCGGAGGGGAGUGUGCGGCAGCUCCUGUGUGAAGACCCCUGCUGUCCUACCUGCAAUGACGCGGCUCUGGAGAUUCAGCAGCUGUUAUCAAGUGAGAGCAUCUUACCUCCUUCAGGAGGGCAGCCUUCCCCUUGCAUAGAGAUGUCUAGUAGUGUCUCUUUUGAGGUAUCCAUGCCCACAGUCUCUUUUGGGCAAACUCUGGAAUGGCAUUCCCAGCAACCCAGAGAGUGUUUAAUAAGCCCUGAGGAGUCACACCUAAUGGAUCAAAAUUCCUUAAGACAGACAGCUGCUCCGUCAACCAGUGCGAUCAGCAGCCAAGAUUACUGGACUGGACACCUGGAUUUCGAGCAGGGGUUUCAACUGCCGGAUGUGCCCAGUGACCCAGGGAUUAUGUCUUCCCCGAUGACUACGGACUUUAGAUUUCCUGUGACCCAUGAAGAAAUCCUAAAUAAUAGCAACAAAUAUAUCCAGGAAAAGCAAGACCAGCAAUAUUCUAACUACCAUGUGCCUUUGUUGUCCCUGGACACAGAGUUUGCAGAUGUGACACAUCCUCUGCAGGUGCUCCUCCCUGCUAAUCUCCCAUUCCUCAGUUCUGAAGUCCUCAGGCUUCUUGAGGUCCAUGUUAAAAAAUGGACACAUUUCCAGAGAUGGGGACUCCCCAGACGUGUAGAGGAAUCCCUGAGGCAGCUUAUGCCAAAACCUCCCUUGUUAUACAAGCCUGGAGACAGCCAACCAGUUUCUUUCAUCAUGAAUGAAACCUCUCAUGCCUGUGUGGAAACAAUUGAGAAGAUUCCCCACUACACCGGGAGUCCGUGGGUGGGCGCCCAGCCCACUCAGGCUUUCUGGAUUUCUGAAUGGUCCAUAACAGAUCCAAAACGAUGCCACAACUACCAGAAAGCUCCAGACCCUCUGGCUGUGGCUUUGCACCCUCCAGCCUUUAAAGUCCUAAGAGGCCUCAAUAUACAACCUGUAAAACAGGCUCAAGAUUCAAGGGAUUAUCUGAAGAAGAAGCAGAGUCAGUUAUUCUGUGGCCUCCCUUGUCUCCACAGUGAGUCCCUAGUUAACACCUUCAUGGACUCACUGAUCCUGUCUACAAACAGGAGCAUGUCCCAGCCCUCCCUGAGCGUUCCUUUUUUCUUGAAAGAGCCCUCCUUCCUCCCUCUGCUGCCAAACCGCUCGGCCCAGUCAGCCCCACCUUCAUCUCCACCUUCCCCAAUAUGGAAGUCCCCACUGGACCAUCAGCAAACCCAAAUCCAUUUCCCACUUCUGACACUGGCUGAGUAUGAAACCUUGGAGUGGCACUUGCUGCAGAAGCAGCUCCAGCUUCGGUGGGACUUGCCAACUGUUUUCCUGAGGUCUCAAUCUGAUCAGAACUCCAUGCUUUUUGAAUCCUAUGACACAGCCCAAACUCCUGAGACUAUGCAGGCUUCCUGGCUCACAAAGCCUGUCUCAGUCCUCACGAAAGAACUACUCUUCUUCCCAGACCAAUCCCGAAGGCUGCUGGAGAUCCACCUCCAGAAGAAGCUGAUUUACUAUCACUGGGGCCUGCCCCAGAAAAUCAAGCAGUCCAUUCAAUCACUUUGGUCUCCUGCUAAGCAGCAGCCCCUGCCCUGGAGCAACAUAGCUCUCCAGCCUGAAGCAUCAGAGGCCAAUGGGGUUAGUGACUCGAUCUCAUUGACCUUGGCUCCAGGGUCACUUCCUUUGUCACAUUUGCUCAUCCAAGCCAAAGCAAUACUACAGAGCCACAUCCAUUCCAAAUGUUGGCAGAUCCGCCAGGGCAAUAUUCCUAACCGUGUAUCUAUCUCUUGGGACUGCAGAAUUUCUGGAAGUUUGGCAGUGACUCCUUUGCCCUGCAUCUUUAAAACCAAGUGCUUAGAGUUGCAGGCAGCAGCUGAUCCUGACCUCCAUCAGAAAGUCUUACCCUGGAUACCAACAGGCAUUAAGCAGCAGCAGGGCUCACCAGAUGCUGUCGUCAAGGAAACUAAGCUGCCACAACCCCUGCCUGAAGAAGCGAUUAAAAAACUAGAGGCAGCAUUACAGCAUAAGUAUUCGGCAUUCUUUUCAAGACUUCCUGCUCUCUAUUAUGUGGCUCUUUCUAAGACCCUGGCCCCCAAAAUCCCUAAUCAAUCUAUAAUCACAGAGAAAAUCUCUGAGUCUGUCCAAAUCACUACAGAACCUUUGACUGAAAUGAUCUCAUACGCAGAGCAAUGCACAAGCUAUGUGACUGGCUUUGAGAAAUAUAAGACCUCUACAGAGAGCACCCUAGAGACCACGAUUCAAGAGCAAGAGAAAAAAACUGUGGAGGUGGCACCUAGAGAAGGUCCAGCAGCUACUGGUCUUCCUAAUUCACUCAAAGCCACCGCCUUAAGCAAACUGAAUUUCCACCUCAAAAGAAAGGUCCUAGAAAUACAUUUGGGAAUUCCUGCAAAAGUAAGGGAGUCCCAGAAGCAAAUCGCAGCCUUCUCAGAGAAAGUUUACACACGAGAGUCACUUCGGAAUCUAGCCAAUGAAAGUAAAAGAUCUCUCCAUGAACAAUUAAUCUCACUAAAAAUUUCACAAAACUUAGAUCCAAAGUGGAUUCACCUGAAAGGACAGCUAGUUGCUGAGUUAAAGGGCUUACUGAAGAGCCAGACGCAAGCUGCUUUCAAAAGAGCUCCUGGUUCUGCCCAGUGGGUUUCCAAGAUCUCACAGCGCAUCAGGGACCAGAUAGGUGCUCAGGUGCUUUGUGCUCGGGCAGAAAUCAGAGGAAAUAGCCCCAGUCUGGAAGAGACAUGGUAUCACAAGUCCCAAAGCCUUCACAAGAGCAAAGAUGCUACCCAAGUGUCCAUGCUGGCCAAGAGCAAAGAGCCCCCAGGGAAAUUCAAACCAGCAGUGGACCAUGGAGAAGGAGAUGCAGGGUUUGGGUUCCCCUCAGCUAAAGAAAACAGAGGCUCGGCUAAAGACCAGAGACCAGCGAGGACACGUUUAGAUGAGAUGUCCCAAGGUCCCUGGCAAAGGUUUCAUAGCCUUGACCUUGUUACCACUUGUCAGCAGAAUCUGCAGCCCUGCCGUCACCUUAAGCUUCCAGAGCUCCUUUCAGGAGUCCUUGCGGGGAAAGAAUACAAAAAGAACAAUGUGAAAGGUAGUCAGGACAAGGUGAAUAUCUUUUUAGAACCAGGCAAGGUUCUUGGGACGGCCCUGCCUGUGGUGUCCCAGGCUUCUCAGAACCAGCCUCUGUCAGACCCACUAAUGGAGGGUUACUCUUUGAAUAGCCAAACUUUGAGGAAUGAGCUGGGUCAGAUGAAGUCAGGCCAUACUUACAAGAACUUCUCCCUUUCAGAAUAUACCUUAAAUAAAAUGAAACAUGCCCUGAACGACAUUAAACCCAAUCCAAACUGCAAAGUAGAUAAAAACCCUAAACAUUCUCUGACAGAGAAAGUGACCAAAACAAGGAAAAGAAAUGCUGAGAAGCCGAAUGCAGACCCAGCCAAAGGUCCUGUGGGGAGAACUAAGACAGAAAAGACAACAGCUUAUCUCAAAACCCAAUCAUUUGCCUCUGAGAAGCAUGUGGGCCUGAUCUUGAAGGGCCCACAGGCCCCAGAAAAUCAGCUCCGAUACCGCUUUCAUCAAGUCCACUCUGCCUCAGUCCUGGGCCACCCCCACUACUGUCCUAGGCACUGCCCUUACAUGGCUUAUGCCACCCACCCAGGGAUCUCACCCUAG